Messenger RNA from Amaranthus tricolor (Joseph's coat), 930 nucleotides. Its product is annotated as 14 kDa proline-rich protein DC2.15-like. NCBI's taxonomy places the organism in Eukaryota, Viridiplantae, Streptophyta, Magnoliopsida, Caryophyllales, Amaranthaceae. The coding region runs from base 89 to 553 and encodes 154 amino acids. The transcript has a single exon. The record is from RefSeq and is a predicted model, not a curated record.
AUUAUUUAUUUCUCACCACAAUCUCUCAAACAAGUCAUUUAAGCAUUGCAAACCUUGCUUUAUUACCAAUAGGCUAUACUUAGCUAAGAUGGCUUCACAACGACCGUUCUCAUCAAUGGCCAUCUUUUUAUGCCUUAACCUUUUAUUUUUCACCAUGGUGAGUUCCACUUAUGAUGCCAAUUGUGGCUGCUCAUCACCACCAUCCACCCCAAAGACACCGACCCACCACCCACCAAAGCCGCACAAGACGCCCAAGACACCAAAAACACCGGUACACCCACCAUCAACAAAAGCUAAGUGCCCAAUUGAUGCCCUUAAGUUAGGAGUAUGUGCCAAUGUGUUAGGUGACUUGCUAGGAGCUGUAGUUGGCACACCCCCAAAAUCUCCAUGCUGCCCUCUAAUUCAAGGGUUGGCUGACCUUGAAGCUGCACUUUGCCUUUGUACUGCCAUUAAAGCUAAUGUUUUGGGUAUUCACCUUAAUGUCCCGGUCUCUUUAAGUGUAUUACUUAACUUUUGUGGUAAAGGAGUUCCAUCUGGCUUCCAAUGCCCUUGAUCAGUUUUUAUGGCAUUAUUAUUAUUAUUAUCAAUCAUUAGUAUUUCCAUAUUUCAGUUAAGUUUGUGGAUUCUUUGGCCGCAUUCUUCAUUAUAUAUUUAAAUAGUUGUCGUUUGGCGUCUUUUUUCCCUUCAUGGAUUCUGAUCAUAGUCCCUUUAUGAAUCCUGAUCAUAGUUUCUAUUGACGGGAGACACUUGAUUAUAAGUUAAAAGUGAAUGAAGAUAUUUGUAAUACAGAUUUAUACAUGUUUGAAUACUUUUUUUUUUUCAAGAGUUUCUUUUGAAGGUGAUCAUUGCUGCUGUUGAUGAUUGUCAAGUCUUAGUUUGUAAUAUAUAUACACGAGUUUUCUUGAAUAACAUUAUGUUUUUGUCGUUUGA